This is a messenger RNA of Papaver somniferum (opium poppy), 2652 nucleotides long. Its product is annotated as WRKY transcription factor 42-like. The coding region runs from base 482 to 2401 and encodes 639 amino acids. The record is from RefSeq and is a predicted model, not a curated record. NCBI's taxonomy places the organism in Eukaryota, Viridiplantae, Streptophyta, Magnoliopsida, Ranunculales, Papaveraceae. The transcript has 5 exons. Gene Ontology annotation, biological process: regulation of DNA-templated transcription. Gene Ontology annotation, molecular function: DNA-binding transcription factor activity; sequence-specific DNA binding.
AACAAAGCCAAGAUAUGCUGCAGCCUUUGCCUUGAUUUGCAAAACGAAACAAGGAAUAAAGAAAAUUUCACCAGCACACGCAUAUAGAUAGGUAGUUAGUUAAGCUUUCUUCAUCAGCUGAUUGAUGCCGCAUUUCUCAAGUCAUGACUGGCACUGCAAAAUAUAAGAGCCACGUUUGGUAAUCAUCACACUUACAUAAUCCUGACGCAACAUUUUUUUUUCUUUUCUUCCUAGCUCCUAUAUUAACGGCAGGUCUUCAUCGCCCUCUUGGUAUUCCUCUCUAUGAAUAAUUAAGUAUAGUCUUUGUGAAGAUUGCGUGUAUGAGAAAGACUUUUCUUAUAUUGUCUGUCUUUCUUUCUAAUUUCUACCAAUAAUAAUGACUUCCCCUAAAAGAUAAGAAAACUAUAACAAAUAUAAAAACACAAAAUUAAGAAGACAAGUUGAAGAAGAAAGACUAGCUCAUCAUCAUCUUGAAAAUCCCAUGGGAACUCAUGAACGUGAUGAUCUCAAGGAAAUUACUACUACAACGCCAGAAAUGUCAAACCCGGGAGGCGGAGAAUUCAGGACACCACCUACUAAUGGUGGCGACGACCAUAAUCAUUCCAGUAAUAAGCACACGGCUAAUAAGAAUCCAUCAUUAUCAGUUGCUGAUACCAGCAGCAACAAGAUGAAAAACUUCUUUUCUUCGGAUGAGCAUCAGAAACAUCGAGAGGUUGGAGGUCGAGAACGUGUCUCAGUUGACCUUUACAAUCCUAAGCAGCACCAGGAUCAUAUGAAGAUCGAGUUAGCCAAAACCGAACCCACCACCACCAAUAUCAGUAGUACUGGAUUAGUAAACACUAGUGGUGGAAUGUUAAUCGGAUCGAAAUUUGAAGAAGAUAAACUAGUGGUGCAAGAAGAGAAACCCAAGAUUCAAUUGAUGAGUGCAAUGCGAGUAGAGCUGGAGAGAUUGAAGAAUGAAAAUCAGAUGCUGAAGAGCAUGUUGGAUCAUGUCACCCACGAUUAUACUACCCUUCACUCUCAACUACUUCGCACGAUGCAGUCCCAGAAUAACAAUCAACUGGAUCAUCAUCAUGACCUUCUACAGAUCAAUUGUGAUCAGAGAUACAACACCACGUCAAAUUCAGCUUCAAGGAAGACAUUGUCUGUCCGGCAGUUCAUGGAUCCUAAUCCAUCCAAGGGUGCGAUACUGAAUUUAGAUAUGAACGAGCCAUCUCACUCUGAAGCUGCUGCUACAGAUGAUGAUCAUGAGAUGACAACACAACAACCAUCCACUUCCGUUACUAAUUAUAUUGAAGCUGAGGAAUCUGUAUCCAAAGAAUACCAUCUUUUUUCUGAAGAUGUUGCUGCCAACAGCAGAAAGCGACCUACCAUGAAAGAAGAAACUGAGGACAUCAAUGACCAAGUCUACAGAAGUAACUUGAAGAACCAAAAAUCAGCGCAAUCGAAGAGCAGCGGCAGCAGUGUGGAAGAAGAAGUCCCUCCUGCUGCAGUUGCUGCUUGUAGGAAAGCGCGAGUCUCUGUCCGAGCACAAUCUGAAGCACCUUUGAUAAGCGACGGAUGUCAAUGGCGAAAAUAUGGACAAAAGAUGGCCAAGGGUAAUCCUUGUCCACGUGCUUACUACCGGUGCACAAUGGCUGUAGGAUGCCCAGUGCGGAAGCAGGUGCAGAGAUGUUCCGAGGACAAGACGGUUCUGAUUACAACUUAUGAAGGAAACCACAACCACCCUUUACCACCGCAAGCCACAGCAAUGGCUCACACAACCACUGCAGCUGCUAACAUGCUCCUCUCAGGUUCAACCAUGAGCAACAACAGAGAACCAACUCUCUCAGCAAGUCUCUUCUCUUCACCAUCAGCAGCUCCUAUAUUCCCUUACAACGCUAACAUUGCAACUCUGUCAGCCUCUGCACCAUUUCCCACCAUCACCCUUGAUUUGACCACCACCCCAAACGUCCACCACCAACACCACCACCAAACACCUCCUCCAGCCGAUCCUAGACAAUUCCAACGACAACCCUUGUUUCCACUACCUUUACAAGCUUACCCUCCACAUUCUCAGUCGCUACUGCGGCCUCCCUAUUUAGUUAAUCCUCCUAAUCCUCUAAGGGUUGCAAGUGCUAUCCCAUCAGCGCAAUUAGCAACUCAGCAGCAGCAGGGAAUGGUUGAAAUGGUCACAGCAGCAAUUACCUCGGAUCCAAAUUUCACGACAGCCUUAGCCGCGGCCAUAUCAUCAAUUAUGGGUGCACCCAUGCGCAAUACUCAUGAGCUAAACAACAGCAACAACAACAAUAGUAAUAACAAAAAUAAUUCAUCAGCUUCAGAGGUAACCACUGUACAGCCUGCCUUACCAAAUCAUAUGCAUCCGCAUACCAGCUGCCCCAAUACUUUCAAUCCUAUGUAGACUAUAAACUUGUAUCGUAUUAGUUAUAUGUAAAUCAGUAAAUGUGGUACCAGUAUAUUUCUAGAUUCAAAUUUAUUGCUACAUCAUUUUUUUACAAGUAUAAAAACAUAUCGUAGUUCAAAGAGCUUUCAUUUGAAGGCUGAAUGAGGUACAGAUUAUUUUAAUACCUAUGUAUCAUGUAAUUAACUAAAUUAAGGUAUACAUUUGUGUUUGGUUAUCUUCAAAUGCUUAAACUAUAUAUGUUCUGUCCA